Messenger RNA from Ipomoea triloba (trilobed morning glory), 1061 nucleotides. RefSeq lists its product as uncharacterized. The coding region runs from base 49 to 936 and encodes 295 amino acids. NCBI's taxonomy places the organism in Eukaryota, Viridiplantae, Streptophyta, Magnoliopsida, Solanales, Convolvulaceae. The record is from RefSeq and is a predicted model, not a curated record. The transcript has a single exon.
GCAAGCUAAGGUUUAAUUAAUUUGUUUAUUGGAUCCGAAGAAAUUGAAAUGGGUUGGAGUUCAGGCGAACCAAGAGCAAACAAUAAUGGGUUUAAUGGCGGUUUAAUUUUCCGGGAGGCUUUUCAGAUGCUCACCACUACCCUCCUCACCCUUCUCCUUCCCCUCUCCUUUCUCAUUCUCGCCCGGCUAGCCAUUGCCCGCGCUAUCGCGGGAGGCGUUUCCGUUUCCGUUUCCGUUUCCGUCCACCCCUACACCUCACUCUUAGUCGACCUCUUCCUUAACUCCAACGCCACUCUCCUCCACGCGCUGCUUCCAUUACUCGCGAUUGCAACGCUCACUCACGCCUUGAACGCCCGCCUCACCUUUGUCAAGUCUCAGGCGCCCGUAGUAGUCUCCGGGACGCGCCUCUACACGUGCUGGGUUCUGCUUUGCACCUUGCAGGUCUGUGUUGGGUUGGGGAUUGAAGGGAGCAUAGCUGCUAAUGUAGUCGGUGUUUCUUCGCUUCUUAAUGUUAACCGCCAGAGAAGUUUGUUAAGUAGGGCUCUGUUCUUCCUGGGGCUGCAUCAGACUAUGCUGUUCUGGUCCAAGACGGUGGUGAAGCCGGUGGUGGACGACACCAUCUUCGGGUUCUCCAGACGAGAUAGGUGGGUUGACAAGGCGGCGAUGGCCGCCAGCUUCGGCGGUUUGUGGUGGUGGAAGUUGAGGGAAGAGGUGGAGGCGCUCGUGGUUGUGGCUGAGGUUAAGAGAGAUCUGUCAAUGGGCGUUGGGGUGGCUGAUUUUGUCGGAUGGUGGUUGUAUUACCUAACUAUAACCAUUGGUAUGGUUAAGGUGGUCAAAACUGUGAUUUGGCUCCCGCUGAUUUUCUUUUGCAGGAGAAUACACCAGGAUGCUAAUACUGUUUCUCUUCGCAAUUGGAGGAUUAAUGAUAAUGUCUGAAAAAAUAAAAAACAUUUUUGUUUUUGUUUUGUUCUGUUACUCCCUGUUUUUUUAAAUGGAAAUUAAGAUCGUUCAUGUGACCUUGUAAAUGUUAUCUUUUAAUAGAUAUAAUAUAUUUGUUAAUG